GUAUUGGCCAACAUCCAGCCCCUCCAGGAAUCCAGACUGUUCAACUGCGACGAAAUUCCCUGCUAAACUGCCAGCAUCUACUUCUCCUCCAGUCGUACGUGCUGGGGUUAUCGAUUGACACUUGAUCGUCCAACAAGAUGGCAGCUCUCAAAGCCGGAGACAGCUUCCCCGACGGAGUCACCUUUCAAUAUAUACCUUAUGCUGAAGAAAAGGAAGGUGUCAGCUCUUGCGGCGUUCCCAUCGCGUACGAUGCCUCUAAAGAGUUUGCAAACAAGAAAGUCGUCUUGUUUUCCGUCCCCGGCGCUUUCACAGGCACAUGCUCCGAGAAGCAUCUCCCGGGUUACAUCAAGAACGUGUCCCGCUUCCGAGAGAAAGGGGUUGAUGCCAUUGCCUGCAUCGCCUACAACGACGCAUACGUCAUGAGCGCCUGGGGCAAGGCGAAUCAGGUCAAGAAUGACGAUAUUCUUUUCCUAUCCGACACCAACACCGCCUUCUCCACGAGUCUCGGGUGGCUCAAGGGCGAACGCACGGCUCGAUACGCAAUUAUUAUUGACCACGGCAAAGUAGUUUACGCAGAGAAGGAGCCGGCGCGAGAGGUGACGGUGUCGUCGGCCGAGUCUGUAUUGGCGCAGCUCUGAGUUGCGCGGACGCUCAAAGAGGCAUUCCCUGCUGCGGUAUCCCCGCAGGCUCUGCGAUGUCCUGGUUUGCAACGAGCGUGUUGGCGCUGGGCGAUGGCAUCUCGUCAAGGCGAAGCGUCAGAGUCACUCAAUGUAGUCAGGUGCGGUGAAAGUGUCGCUAUAGUAUUAGUAGUGCAAUGAUACUCUGGAAUGUCUCAAUCAUGAU
Purpureocillium takamizusanense is the source of this 843-nucleotide messenger RNA. RefSeq names its product peroxiredoxin type-2 (gene AHP1). The transcript is spliced from 3 exons. Gene Ontology annotation, molecular function: thioredoxin peroxidase activity. The coding region runs from base 138 to 638 and encodes 166 amino acids. The record is from RefSeq and is a predicted model, not a curated record. Gene Ontology annotation, biological process: hydrogen peroxide catabolic process; cellular response to oxidative stress; cell redox homeostasis. NCBI's taxonomy places the organism in Eukaryota, Fungi, Ascomycota, Sordariomycetes, Hypocreales, Ophiocordycipitaceae. Gene Ontology annotation, cellular component: cytoplasm; peroxisome; mitochondrion.